Molecule: messenger RNA, 3754 nt
Organism: Polyodon spathula (Mississippi paddlefish)
Lineage: Eukaryota; Metazoa; Chordata; Actinopteri; Acipenseriformes; Polyodontidae
Product: dynamin-binding protein-like
Cellular component (GO): cytoplasm
Molecular function (GO): protein binding; guanyl-nucleotide exchange factor activity
Source: RefSeq, a predicted model, not a curated record
GAGGCUAUUUACCCACAGGCUGCUAAGGUGAAGGAGGGAUUGCUCUAUAGCUGGGAGCAGUCAGAAAAGGGAGUGCCUGUGCAAUUACUCAAGCUGAAACCAAGUUCCUGCAAAGUUUCAGCCAUGUCGGACAGGUGGAAGCUUUCACUGUCAGUCUUUAUUGAAUGCAGCCAGUGCUGGAGGUAAUGGAGAUUUUACCAGGAUCCCAUGAAGUGUGGAAAUGAAGGCCUCAGUCAGCAGAAUGUACAGCUGGGAGGAUGAGAGGUACCCCCAUGAGGAGAGGCGGUACCAGGAUCGUGGGAAGAGUAGCUGGGAGUAUGAGGAUUAUGAGAGGACAGACACUCGCUAUAGAGACUACAGGACAUACAAGAAUUACAACCAUCCUGAACAAAAUUACAGGGAUGAUGACAGAUCUGGAAAACACUACAUGGAAUGUGACAGACCAGAACAACAAUACAGGGCAUAUGACAGACCAGAACAACAAUACAGGACAUAUGAAAGACCUGAAAAACAAUACAGGACAUAUGACCGACCAGAACAACAAUACAGGACAUAUGGAAGACCUGAAAAACAAUACAGGACAUAUGACAGACCAGAACAACAAUACAGGGGAUAUGACAGACCAGAACAACAAUAUAGAGCAUUUGACAGACCAGAACAGCAAUAUAGGGGAUACGAAAGAUCAGAAAAAUACUACAGGGAAUAUGACUGGCCUGAAAAACGCUAUGUGGAACAAAAGGCAUAUCAGUUGUCUGAUGACCAUGAAAGACCUGAGAGGUACUGCAAAAGCACAGGGAUUGUUGAGCAGGAAUGUAACGACUAUGAGCGCAGUGGGAAACGCUACAAAGAGUGGAGUGGUGACCUGGAAUGUAAGCAACAGAGCGUCCAGGCAGAUCGGCUUUCCAGGGAGAAUGGCGUUGAACAAGGGAGGUAUAACAGCAUUGACCGGGCCGAAAAGUCCUGCCAGCACCUGAAACCAUUGGAUUGUAAAUAUGAUGAUCUUGACGGAGAAAAAAGAACAACAGACAUAGGAUCCUGGGGCAGAAACAACCGGUACCGGAGAACAGCCCCCAGCACUCUGAGACACUCUGAGUUUGCUCUCAACAGAAACAAACAGAAAGAGAUGACUCUGCUCACAGCAGACCCUGCUUCCCUGGAGUCGACGCCUGUUACAGCCCCCAGCGCCAGUCCCGAGCAGAGGAUGAUGGAAAAGAGGUCCAAAGUGAUUGAAGAACUCCUGCAGACAGAAAAGGAUUACAUCAAAGACAUGCAAAUGUGUGUCCAAGAAAUAAUCCAUCCACUGCAAAGAAAACAGGUGCAGAACAUUGACUUUGAUGGUCUCUUUGGCAAUGUUCAGAUGGUGAUUGAUCUCUCAACACGUUUGCUUAAAGAUCUGCAGGACACAGAGUCAAUAGGAAGAGUAUUUGUGGAAUAUAAGACCGAGCUGGAAGAGGUGUAUAAAAUCUACUGUCAGAACCAUGAUGAUGCUAUUGCUCUUCUGGAGGCAUAUGAGAAAGAUGAGAGCAUCCAGAAUCACAUUCUAGAAUGUCUGGAGAAGCUCAGGGCAGUGUAUCGUGAGUGGGGUAAGACGAACUACAUCAACCUGGGUUCGUUCGUGAUCAAGCCGGUGCAGAGAGUGAUGCGCUACCCGCUGCUGCUGAUGGAGCUCCUGAGCACCACGGCAGAGUCGCACCCAGACAAGAGGCUGCUCGCCGAGGCCGUGGCCUGCGUCAAGGAGAUCAACGUCAACAUCAACGAGUACAAGCGCAGGAAAGACCUGGUUGUGAAGUACAGAAAAGGGGAGGAGGCGACUCUGAUUGAUAAGAUCUCCAAGCUCAGCAUGCACUCCAUCGUGAAGAAGACCAACCGAGUCAGCAGCCACCUCAAGCACCUGACAGGCUUUUCACCACAGAUCAAAGAUGAGGUAUUUGAUGAGGUGGACAAGAGAUUCCGGAUGCAGGAGAGAUUGAUCAAGUCCUUUAUCAGAGAUCUCUCUCUAUAUCUGCAGCACAUCAGGGAGUCCGCGUCCGUGAAGGUUUUGUCCGCUAUAAGUUUCUCUGACAUUUACUCGGAGAGGACCCAGACAGAUCUGGAAAGUUUCCAAAAGGCACACAGAUGUAUCAGUGACCAACGUUUCACCGGUUUUAAAGAAAGGACCGAGAGCCUGGUCAUCGCACCCCUGAAUCAGCUGCUGACAAUGUUUGCAGGCCCUCACAAGCUGAUCCAAAAGCGCUUUGAUAAGCUGCUGGAUUACAACAACUGCAAGGAGAGGGCGGACAAGAUGAAGGACAAGAAGACUGUGGAGGAGCUCCAGUCCACGCGGAACAACUACGAAGCCUUGACCGCUCAGCUCCUGGAUGAGCUUCCCAAGUUCCACUGCGGUGCCCAGGAGCUCUUUACCAGCUGUGUGUGCAGCUUCGCAAUGGCACACAAGGAGUUUGUCCGAGUAACCCUGGGGGAACUCAAACCGCUCCUGCAGCUCUCCGGGGUGAUUAGUACAGAUGGGAAAAUCAUUUCUCUUUUCCAACAGCAGCACAGCCGAGUGCUCCAACAGUUGCAGUGUUUUAGCUUUUUCCCUGAGAGCCAGGGGUCACACAGCGAGGAAAAAGGUUUUGAAAGGAACAACUUGGAGCCUCAGUCCUCCAGGAAACAGCUUUUAGGGCCGCCUAACUAUGUGCUGCAGACAGAGGAGCACCGUGCAGCCCUGCUGUCCCGGUACCCCCCGGAGCAGCUCUGCCAGGCUGAGCGGAACUUCAACGCAGCUCAGGACCUCGAUGUGUCUGUGUUAGAGGGGGACAUCGUUGGUGUUAUUAAGCAGCAGGAUCCCAUGGGCAGUCAGAACCGCUGGCUCAUAGACAAUGGAGUGACGAAGGGAUUUGUCUACAGCUCAUUCCUUAAGCCUUACAAUCCCAGAAGAAGCCAGUCCGAUGUUUCGAUAGGAAGCCACUCCUCCAAUGAAUCUGGAUACGGGGGUUCCUCUCCAGUCUUCUCACGGCAGAAUAGCAACAGCACAUUAACUUUCAGCUCCGACGCUACGUCUGUAACGUUCUCCACCCUGCAGUCCCAGAAACCCUGCCAGGACUCCGGCACUUCAUCCCGGUCAAAUCCACCCGAGGGCUGUUCUUCCAAGCGCUGCAAUAAUAGAGAGACCACACUGCCGCUGUGGACCCAGAGUAAUCACAAGGACCUGUCGGACUCUGCUUCCGAAACAGACUCCUGCUCCUCGCUGAAGAGUACCCGGACUGACUUUGCACCGAGAAGCAGUCAGAUGGAAAUGUUCAGUCAAUCGGAUGUGGCCUUUGGCUCUGUGAUGAGGAGAAAUGGAGACACUGGGCUGAGAACUGUGUCCUUUCCUUCAGACACGACUCCUCCGGAAAAGGGGAGUGAUACAGACGGAAAUCAGAUUUACUACGCCAUCUACUCCUUUGAUGCACGCUGUGCAAACGAGCUGUCUAUUCGUGCUCACCAGCGUGUGAAGAUCAUUGAAUUUCAUGACAUGAACGGGAAUAAGGAGUGGUGGCUGGGAGAGGUGGAGGGGAGGAGAGGGUAUGUACCUUCCAACUACAUCAGGAAGACAGAGUACACUUGAAGCAACUCUGGAAGCAGGUGGCAAAUAAAUAGAACUGGUGCCUUAUUUAUUAAGAGGAUCCCUUUGGAGUUGGAAGUGCUUUUUUUGGAAUUGUAAUGCUGCUGAUAUGUACAAAAUACAUGCAUCUAUAGUUUUUUAAUCUUAUUGAUUGUUUAAGCUACCCAU